Messenger RNA from Nerophis ophidion (straightnose pipefish), 4555 nucleotides. RefSeq names its product gastrula zinc finger protein XlCGF26.1-like. The transcript is spliced from 3 exons. Gene Ontology annotation, biological process: regulation of transcription by RNA polymerase II. The coding region runs from base 310 to 1773 and encodes 487 amino acids. Gene Ontology annotation, molecular function: DNA-binding transcription activator activity, RNA polymerase II-specific; RNA polymerase II cis-regulatory region sequence-specific DNA binding. Lineage: Eukaryota; Metazoa; Chordata; Actinopteri; Syngnathiformes; Syngnathidae. Gene Ontology annotation, cellular component: nucleus. The record is from RefSeq and is a predicted model, not a curated record.
AGCUGGUACUGCACUCGCUGUUGGGCUCAUAUCCCUCCCCUGAUUACCAAUGGACUACACCUGGUCCCCAAACUGAAGGAGGUUCCUCUGCAGUGCAGGACAUGUCGGCUGACUCAACACCAAAAUAAGCUGUUUAAACCAAAAAGAAGGAUAGCAAAGUAUGAGGAGGAACUUUGUCCACCAAAAGAGGAGAAGGAGCGACAACAUCAACUACUGGACGCUGUUUUCAAGAAACAUCAAGUUGUGUUACACAGAACAGACGUCUGUGGAGAACAACGUCUGCCUGAAAAAAAGGAGAGUAGCUUCAGGAUGGUGAAGGAGGAUCCUUCAAAGAGGAAGACCAGGCGCCACGGACCCUCUGGCGUCUCCUUUUCCUCUUUGACACAGACCCUUCCCUGUAAAAAGGAAGAGGAAGACUCACUGACGCCCCACAUUAAAGAGGAAGAGGAGGAACACAACAUCAGUCCGGAGGGAGAUCAUCUUGAAGGACUGGAGGAGUUCCCAGUGACUGGUGUCCCUGUGAAGAGUGAAGAUGAUGAGGUGAAAGGUGAAAGUGAGGAGAGGGGAGGGGGGGAGCCUCCAAGCAGCAGCUCAACACAACACAUGACAACAGAAGCUGAUGGAGACCACUGUGGAGGAUCACAAGCAGACAAGCUCUUAGCUCCACUAUCAGAUAGUGAGGACACAACGUCACACUCUCCUGACACUGAUGAUGAAGACUCUAAAGAUGAUAAGACAUGUCACACUGACAACACUCACUUCACUUCUUCUCACUGUCACAAAACCUUUAAAUACCGUCGUAAUCUGAAAAGACACAUGAGAAUACACACUGGAGAAAAACCUUAUGUCUGUUCAAUCUGUGGUAAAGGUUUUGUUGAAAAGCAGAGUUUGAAAAAACACACAAUAUUACACACUGGUGAAAACCCUUUUAUCUGUUCAAUCUGUGGUAAAGGUUUUGUCGAAACUCACAAAUUGAAAGUACACAUGAGAACACACACCGGUGAAAAACCUUUUUCUUGUUCAAUCUGUGGCUUAUCUUUUUCAAGGAAGCAACAUUUGAAAGUACACAUGAGAACGCACACUGGCAAAAAACAUUUUUCCUGUUCAGUCUGUGGUAAGGAUUUUACAAAUGGUCACAAUUUGAAAGUACACAUGACAACGCACACUGGAGAAAAAUCUUUUAUCUGUUCAAUCUGUAGUAGAGGUUUUGUUCUAAGUAAAUAUUUGAAAGUACACAUGAGAAUGCACACUGGAGAAAAACCUUUUUCUUGUUCAAUCUGUAGCUUAUCUUUUUCAAGGAAGGAACAUUUGAAAGUACACAUGAGAACACACACUGGCAAAAAACCUUUUUCCUGUUCAACCUGUGGUAAAGGUUUUACACAAAGUCAGAGUUUGAAAAUACACAAGAGAACACACAUUGGAGAAAAACCUUUUUCUUGUUCAAUCUGCGGUAAAGGUUUUACACAAAGUCAGAGUUUGAAAGAACACAUGAAAAUACACAGUGUAGAAAAACCUUUUUCUUGUUCAAUUUGUUGUAAAGAUUUUUUAAAUCGACAGUCUGUAAAAGUACACAUGAGAACACACACUGGUGAAAAACCUGUUUCUUGUUCAAUCUGUGGUAAAUGUUUUACACAAAGUCAGGAUUUGAAAGUACACAUGAGAACACACACUGGCGAAAAACCUUUUUCCUGUUCAACCUGUGGUAAAGGUUUUACACAAAGUCAGUGUUUGAAAAGACACAUGAGAACACACACUGGUGAAAAACCUUUUUAAUGUUCAACCUGUGGUAAAGGUUUUACACAAAGUCAGUGUUUGAAAGUACACAUGAGAACACACACUGGUGAAAAACCUUUCUCCUGUUCAACCUGUGGUAAAUGCUUUGCACAAAGUCAACAUUUGAAAAGACACACUAGAACACACACUGGUGAAAAAUCACUUUCCUGUUCAAUCUGCUACAGAAAUUUUGGUGACCGAUCAAACUUUGAACACAUGAGAAGACACCCAGGAGAGAAAGUGUUGAGUUGCAGUGUGUGUGGUGAAAGAUUGUCUUCUAAGUAGCAGUGUAAGAAACACAAGUGUGCUGGUGAGAACAGCAGCAGCAAAUGAAACUGCAGGAUUUGAAAUAAACUGUCCAGACUUUCAUUUUGACUUUCUAACAUCAUCAGCACAACAUCAAUCAAGUACAUGCAUUAAUGUACUUUUAUUAAAUAUUGAACAAAAUAAUUUGACCGAAAAGGUGAGUGUAAACAGUACAAGACAUAUUUUACAUACAAAAAACAUUUUAUUUGUAUAUAUAUGCAUAAUACAAUUUUAAACUUAUUCAUAAUAGUUUUUUAUAGGCGUUUGAAAUAUUGAAGAAUUACAUUUUUUUUUAUUUUUAAUUGUUAACAAUCCCAUAGAUUAUCACCUUUAUAUGAUAUACAUAUGUACUGGUUCACAUCUGAAACAUCUUCUGGACCACUUCAGGAAGCAUAUUAUUUACUUUAUACAUCAUCUGAACAGUUGUCUUUUAUACAAUUUUAAAAUGUGUGUCUUUAUGAAUCAUUUGUUGGGUCUCUAUAAUCCAUUUUAUUAAUGAUCUUUAUUACUCUGCUUCACGGUGGCAGAGGGGUUAGUGCAUCUGCCUCACAAUACCAAGUUCCUGCAGUCCUGGGUUCAAAUCCAGGCUCGGGAUCUUUCUGUGUGGAGUUUGCAUGUUCUCCCCGUGAAUGCGUGGGUUCCCUCCGGGUACUCCGGCUUCCUCCCACCUCCAAAGACAUGCACCUGGGGAUAGGCCCCUCCCACCUCCAAAGACAUGCACCUGGGGAUAGGCCCCUCCCACCUCCAAAGACAUGCACCUGGGGAUAGGUUGAUUGGCAACACUAAAUGGUCCCUAGUGUGUGAAUGUGAGUGUGAAUGUUGUCUGUCUAUCUGUGUUGGCCCUGUGAUGAGGUGGCGACUUGUCCAGGGUGUACCCCGCCUUCCGCCCGAUCGUAGCUGAGAUAGGCGCCAGCACCCCCCGCAGCCCCGAAAGGGAAUAAGCGGUAGAAAAUGGAUGGAUGGAAUUACUGUCUUUUGUAAUAUGAUGAUUGUGUUGUGAUUGUUUUAUAUGUAUGUCCCCAGACCUUUAUGCAAUAUAAAAGUGAGAGAAAAUGGCUGAAUUGUUUGUGGAAGGAUGGUUUUGUUUUUACUUACAUUUGUGGAUAAAACAAAAACUCCUAUUAUUGUGUUUUAAACAUUUUUAUGGUUGUUUUUCUUUUUAACAUCCCCAAAACAAUAUCAAUAUCAAUCAAAGUUUGUCUUUUUAGGCAAAAGCCAAUAUUGUACAUCAUCCUACAUAGAUUUACUUUGCAUACAUUCAUAAAAUAAACAGUUUAUUUUGUUUCCCAAUCACAGAACGAACAAGUGUUGUCUUCAAUUGCAAUUCAAUAUCCUAAAAAUGAUUUUAAGUGGUCAAUUCCGGGGUUGUUUUUUUUCCAAAAUGAACCCCUUUGCCUUUGGAAGAAUGGAAACUUUCAAGUUCUAUUUUUUUUAAUAUACUAUUGAAGAAAUAGUAAAUAAUUACAAAAGAUGGUAUGCUGUAAUUAGAAUGUUUUUUACAAAAGCCUUUUAUUUUUAGUAAUUAUUUUUAUUUGCAGGUUAUAGUUAAUGAAAUCUUCAAUUCAUAAAAUACUUUUCUCAGUCAAUAAGUGCAUAAGCGACCAAAUGCCUUUUUCAAACCAUUGCUGUACAAAGAUGGAUUUGUUUCUCAUUUUAAUAUAAGAACAAUUCCAUAGUGGAGUAUUGUGUGUGAUGAAGUUGUGUUUGUAAAUUAGUUUCCAGUACAACAACACUACUCUAGCCUUGACUGGAGGGCAAAGCAGGUCUAAAUAGCAACCGGCUGAUUGACAGUCCAGGUGUGGCCAGGUGCCAAUCAGCCGCAUCUGAGGGGAAACAGCUCUCAGAGAGACAAGCAGGAAACUGAACCAAAAUAAGAGCGCUUACAGGAAAUAAAAACAAACACAGAGGACAAAACCUAACUAAACUGUCAGUGACAAAUUUGACACAUUUAUUAAAAAAACAAAACUUCUAUUUGUUAAUAUGAAGGUGAGAAUGUAACAAAGACCAGCAUAUGUUUAAUUGAACUGUUUACAAAAGUUUACAAUUCAGAAACUAUUGAUAGAAGUGUUUCAUGCUUGUAUAAGAAAUCAUAUUCAACUUUAUAUAUUAAAACAAAAUGGGAGAAGGAAGGAGGGAUAACUACAUCUGAGGAAGAAUGGACAAUAAAAUGGAGAUAUCAAUGGACUUGUAGCAGCUCACCCAAGUGGAGAGUUUGGCUGGGAAAGUUUUAUUCCACCUUCUCAGAAGUCUCAGUAUGAUAACAACUCCCCUGCCUGUUGGACAAAUUGUGGGAAUCUAAAGGCAAACCACUAGCAUGUUUUCUGGGACUGCUCUGCCAUAAAGGACUAUUGGAAAGAGAUACACCAAGCUCUACAGGAUAUUUUCAAAUCACCCCUUGAAAGUAACAUUCUGUUUUUCACACAUCGCACCUCAGGAUUGGCUGAAAAAAGAGAAAUACUUCAUGAAUAUCCUACUA